AUGGGAGGUGUUGAUCGAAAUGAUCAAAUGAAGUCAUAUUAUGCCAUCAAGUUUAGAUCAAGGAAAUGGUGGCAUAGAGUAUUUUUUGAAUUGCUUGAUCGCUGCGUUGUAAAUGGCCAUAUAUUGGAAUUGGAGUCGCCAAAUCAUGAACCGCGAACUUUGAAGGAAUUUCGUGUUGAACUCGCAAAGAAACUUAUUGGGGAUUAUACUUCUAGAAAACGACCAGGUCGUCCCUCCAUGGAAUUAACUGCAAGGCUAACUGAGAGACAUUUUCCAAGUCAUCUCCCUACCAAUGAGAAGGGCAAAGUAAAAGAAAGACGAUGUCAUGUUUGCUCCACAAAGGAUCAACCGAGGAAGACAUCCUACUGGUGCGCGGAUUGCGGAGUUGGACUGUGCGCGGCUCCAUGUUUCCGCAUUCACCACACACACCAAUAA
Molecule: messenger RNA, 435 nt
Organism: Paramuricea clavata
Lineage: Eukaryota; Metazoa; Cnidaria; Anthozoa; Malacalcyonacea; Plexauridae
Source: the annotation of a GenBank genome assembly